CCCACAUCCCGUGGGGUAUGUGCCCUUACAACCAAGCCCGGUCUUAUACGGGCAAGGAAGGGUACCCGACUGUCGCGUAUCAAGUUACCGUAGACCACACGAAACGGGUACUUGCAGUAACGCCGGGGUUCACGGGAUCGACUAACGACAAGAGCAUCAUCCGGUACGACACGGCAGUCACCAAGAUUCGGGAGGACCCCAUCUACUCCGAAAAGGAGUUCACCGUGUACGAGGCGGAUGGGACACCUUACCAGCUCAAGGGGUGCUACCUGCUCGUGGACAACGGAUACCACAAGUGGGUCACCUUGAUCCCUCCCUCCAAGUACCCGAUUGACCAGAACGACCUGGCCUUCUCCAAGCGGCUGGAGAGCGUGCGGAAGGACGUGGAGUGCUUCUUCGGCAUCGUUAAGGGUCUUUUUCGGAUCCUCAAGCUGAGCAUCCCGUACCACAAGCAGGAAGACAUUGACAACGUCUUUUUCACGUGCUGUAUCCUGCACAACAUGCUUCACAGCUACGACAACAAGAGCGAGAUGGAGGAGGAGCCCAACUGGGCAGGGAACGCCGGGCUCCACAACGCAUGGGAGCACAACCCAUCGCUGGACUUGAGCUCGGUUGGAGCGAAGGGCUCGUCGGCCUCGACGGAGGACGUCGAGGUCGAGUCUGGGUUCAACACACGGAGGAAGCAGUUGAUCGCGAGCUUCGUCUACCGCAAGAGCAAGAACGACAUCGCGUGGCUCUCUUAGAUGUUCCGUAGUUGUUAGUCUGACAAUGCUGCAACAAGAUGUCGCACUCACAGUCACACAACACGCGGCCGCCAUGCUGAGGUCAUGGGGAACAUAUUUUUGUGUCGUCUUUAGGGAGAGGUUAGACCUACUGUAGAGGGUGGGUGUGUGAAACAAAAGAAACCAAGCUGUCUCUUGUUCUGCACUUUCUCGCUCGCGCUAAGUUGCUUUGGUGGAUUUGAUAGUUUGUUCCUUUAUUUCCUUGGACCCAAUUUGUACGAUGGGGUGUUUCGGGUCGGCCGCUCGGAGAGGGGGUAGGGAAUAGGAGGUAGUAAAUCACCCAUCGAGGACUCGCGUACAUGAUAGCCCGUUGUCGGUUCGUUGGUCCUUCCAGAAGUACCACGCGUGUUUGUGAACUCCCCUCCCCCGGUGUUUGCGAUGGGCGACACCGAUACGAUAGAUAGGAUAGGGGAAAAAGUGUAGACCAAGUAGGAUGGCACAAUUGCCCAUCGGUGAUCGGUCCCUGCCUCCAUCAGCACCACGUCUCCCCCCCCGCCAUUCGCGGGCAAGACACACCAGCUAGUGUAGACGUUGUUGUGACGUGUCAUAGCUGCUGUGAUUCGCCCAGCGUUUCCGUUGGGAUCGAAAAAAAACAAAAACGAUGUUGUCCGGAUUCAUUUGUGCAGCUCCUGGAAGAGAUGUGCAGACUCCGCUUCUGGGCAACACUCAACCCCUGGAAGUAAGUAUCGAUUAUCGGCAAAAAAAAAAAAGAAUGGUGGAGUGAGGAUAUCGGGAGGGGGAGGGGAGUCGCAUGCAUCCGGAACUCCGUAACACCCCUCCUCGAAACGCUCAAACCUCCCCCUACAAAAAAAGGGCAGCUUGCAGCACUCACCACUCUUGGUUGCAGACAGACUCAGGAAAAACAAGUAACAGAAUCAAGGGCGGCUGCUGCUGCCACCCAUAAUUACCCACGGGUUGAAUCCACGGGUUGAAUCUAUGCCCACCCCUACCGCCCCCCACUUUCAGCUGGUGCUACCUGCUCCCCACCAUACGUUGGCCGCUCGCAAAAAAAAAACACAAAGAGAGGUCGAGCGUUGCUGUGACGAAGGGUGUGUGGCGGUGAGGUGCUGCCCGUACAGAACAACACCUUCCGCUAAGCACACAGCACAACAAAAAAAUGAAAGUAGAGAAAGAGCUACAGCACUCACGACACUUGCUUGCUGCAGGCCCCCGAGAGUAAAAAAAAACGCUGCAAGAAAAGGACAAACAACUGCGGCCGCAUCCAACUUCUUCGCAAAAAAAAAAAAAUGCGAACGUUCACCUGGUUCCUCGCAUCAUGGGUGAAAAGGUCUAUAUGCUAGUGAUGUUGAUCCAACCAGGCGAAUAUCCACCCCCGCCACCACCGUCCCCCGAACCUGCACUCGGUACUGCCCCGACAACUCCACCACUAGCACCAGGAAAGCCGGGCAGAGCGGGAGCACCAGGAAAGCCGGACAGAGCGGGAGAAGCCGUCGUCAUUGCCGCCGCUGCCGCUGCCGGCGUCUCCGAUACCGCUGUCACCGCAACCGGAGAUGCCACACCCGACGACGUCGCCGGCAAGCCUGACGCAUUGGCCGGCGCCACGGCCGGCGUGCUCGUUGGGUUGGAGGUGGCAGCAUCAGCAGUAAAUUUGCUGACAGGGGUUCUGUACAGCUUAGCAAGAUCCCGCUUGAUUUGCGCGCGCCGUGCGGUGUUGUCCUCGUCGUCUGGAUCGAGACGGUCCAGUUCGCCUUUCAGAUCGUCCUUCGCUUGAGCCUUGCGCUUCCGGCAUGCUUCCUCUUCUUCCAGCUUGCGCUUGCGGCCAGCCUCCUGUUCGCUCAGCUCCCUGCCUCUUUGCACAUCGGCAGCCACUUACGCCACUGCUUUAGCCACCGACCUCGAUAUCUCGGCCUGCUGCUUUGCCAACUCCAGUCCCUCCCUUCGUAUGGUCUCCGCCGACUGUUGGGCUGCGUCCUUUGCCAUUGCCUUUUUAACCUGGGCCCGACUCUGCGCCUCCCCGGCACCGACGAACUGCUUAACGCCGGCCCUGCCCAAGUUCGCGGCGGGGUCCGAUGCACCCCCCUCGCUCCCACUCCCCCCGUCGCUGGACGAGCCCAAAGAAGCUUUCUUUUUCUUCCGCGGACGAGAAUCUCCAGAGGGGCCAGAUCCAGCUUUCAUUGCAAGGUCCGUGUCCUCGCUGUUGCUGGGCCUACCAAAGAAGCAAAAGGUGAGAAAAUAGUAGGGCAUCCAAUUGGGAGGCCUCUCGGGAUAUUGGACGACUGACUCCGGUUCAGAGCCGCCGUCGUCUUCUUCUCCUGGGGUUUUCGGCUGCUCCUGUUCCAUGGGCUGCCCUUCCCGUCCCGCGCCACCGUCGCCAGAACCGUCGAUUCCCUCAGAACCCGCC
Molecule: messenger RNA, 3144 nt
Organism: Ectocarpus sp. CCAP 1310/34
Lineage: Eukaryota; Phaeophyceae; Ectocarpales; Ectocarpaceae
Source: the annotation of a GenBank genome assembly